AUGUCUGCCACAGGAUUAAUCGUCUCAUACAGAUACAGCUUGAGUGGUGUUUUUCCUGAAACUCCACGAAGACCUUCAUUCCUCAACCUACACAACAAGUUAAAUACAUCAGCACCCAUUUAUCAGCAAGGUUUCACGGCAAUUCGCGCAUUAUUUUCCGGUAGAAUAGACAGGGUGGUUCAUAGUAAAAAUGGCAAGAGGAACUUUGUUGUUCACAACAGUGUUCAACCUGGAGCUCCAAUCCCUUCUGGAAACCCUUCAAAUUCUUGGACUUGCUGGUUAUUGGGAAUGGUGUUAUCGAUAGUCUUGCCAUUCUGGAGACAGGGAUUGACUCCAUUACAAGCAUUAAGAAAUAAAGUGGAUACGAUCGUAGAAACUGCUGAAUUAGUCGUUGAUGUGGUGGAGAAGGCAGCCGAGGAAGUGGAAAAGAUCGCAGACGAAGUUGCAGACAAACUUCCUGAGGGUGGACUCAAAGCUGCCGCCGUUUUGAUCGGAGAUAUCGCGGAAGAAACUGCCAAGGAUGCUCGUAUUGCUGACGACCUAAUUGACAAGGUGGAGGAGGUGCAGGAAGAGGUUGAAUCCUUCUUUGAAACAGUCACAAAUCAAGAAAAUGAGGCCCCAAAGGAAGCCAGUGAAAGUAAUUGA
This is a messenger RNA of Ilex paraguariensis (yerba mate), 645 nucleotides long. The record is from the annotation of a GenBank genome assembly. NCBI's taxonomy places the organism in Eukaryota, Viridiplantae, Streptophyta, Magnoliopsida, Aquifoliales, Aquifoliaceae.